Messenger RNA from Ostertagia ostertagi, 333 nucleotides. The record is from the annotation of a GenBank genome assembly. Lineage: Eukaryota; Metazoa; Nematoda; Chromadorea; Rhabditida; Trichostrongylidae.
AUGGGUUACUCUCGGAAGAGGCAAAGAUUUUUGGUGAACCAAGGUUAUGCGUACAAGGUUGUCAAUAGAUUGCCUGGUAUGGAAAAAGAAGAUCUCAAACUUGGGACCAAGGAAGCACAGUUACAACUUUUGCAACAAGUGCUUGCCGCGUCGGAUGCGGACGCCGAAGAAGAAGAUGUGAAAGAAGAGAUGGCUGACGGAACCAUCAAGGUUAGUAGAAGAGACUCCACGAUGGCUUCGGUGUCAGGUGGCUCCAGUGUUUCGUACGCAAGCAGGUCUAAGCAAUCACUAGCCGAUCGACACCCGCUGUUCAAGAGGUUUCGUGAUAAGUGA